Vigna unguiculata (cowpea) is the source of this 1029-nucleotide messenger RNA. RefSeq names its product nuclear transcription factor Y subunit B-9-like. The record is from RefSeq and is a predicted model, not a curated record. Gene Ontology annotation, cellular component: CCAAT-binding factor complex. Gene Ontology annotation, biological process: regulation of transcription by RNA polymerase II. Gene Ontology annotation, molecular function: DNA-binding transcription activator activity, RNA polymerase II-specific; protein heterodimerization activity; RNA polymerase II cis-regulatory region sequence-specific DNA binding. Lineage: Eukaryota; Viridiplantae; Streptophyta; Magnoliopsida; Fabales; Fabaceae.
CUUAUAAAUAUUCAGUAGUUGAACUUCCAUGGUGUCAGAUUGAAGCAUUGAACCUCAAAAAUCUGACCCCUUUUUUUGUGGUUUUUAAGGAAGAAAAAAAUUUAGUGUUUUCAAAGGCUAUGGAGCAUGGAGGUUCCUUCUUUCACAUUGAUCAACAUGUGAAAUCAAGUUCUGUGUUGAAUGAUCCAUUGGAGCAAGAAAACAACUAUGCCAACACAGAAACUGCAGCAGCAAUAAACUCAAAUGAAGUUCAAAUCCCUAAUGCAGUUCAAAUCCCUAAUUUGAUUGGGAGAGAUAAGAGCAAAAUGCCAAUUACAAAUGUGACAAAAAUCAUGAGAAAAUUUCUUCCAAACACUGCAAAAGUCUCUGAUGGAGCCAAAGAGAUGAUUCAACAGAGUGCUACAAAUUACAUAACACAUGUAACAAGAAAGGCCAAGGAGAAGUGCCAGAGUGAGUACAGAAAGAUUAUGAAUGCAGAUGACUUGUUAUGGGCCAUUGAAAAUGUGGGCUUUGAUGAAUACAUUGGGCCUCUCAGUACUUUUCUCCAACGUUGUCGCCACAUUGAAGGAGGUAGUAGUAAUGGGCCUGCUUUUGGGCCUACUUUUGAGCCUGAGCUUAACCCUGUGGAAAUGCCCCUUAACGCUGUGGAAAUGCCCCACCCUCCUCUACCACCUCCACCACCGCCGCCACUGCCACCGCCACCGCCUCCGGCGGCGGAGAUGUUUGACCCAAAUGGUGUGAGUGGUUUUAUCAACUUUGAUCCUUUUUCUCUCUUCCAACAGGAUCAGCUGUGAGAUGAUAAUAAUCAAUAAAUAAAGAAUAAGUAGCUUGUUUAAAAUCAAAGACAAUAUAGUUGAAUUGUCAUUCUCAUUGUUCAAUUAGGGAUACAACUAUGAAUGUUUUUUAUAUGGGAAAACCAAAGCUUCAAGCUUUGUUUUGGAUGAAAUAAUUUUAGAUUGAGUGCAUUUAUUUUUGUUUACUUUAAUGAUGAUGAAUCUCACAUUUAUAACGGCUAUGUUGUUCACCAUG